Messenger RNA from Bipolaris sorokiniana ND90Pr, 670 nucleotides. RefSeq lists its product as uncharacterized. NCBI's taxonomy places the organism in Eukaryota, Fungi, Ascomycota, Dothideomycetes, Pleosporales, Pleosporaceae. The record is from RefSeq and is a predicted model, not a curated record. The coding region runs from base 56 to 394 and encodes 112 amino acids. The transcript has 2 exons.
CCCCCCCCCCCCCACACACACACCAAAAGAUAAUCGCCAGGACGCUCAGAAAUGUAUGGUUCAAGCGGUAGAGAUGCUAUCAAGCUGGCACGGUCCAGAUUGGUCAGAACUGAAAGUGGGAAAAGAGAGUAACGGCAGUUUGAAUGCGGUUCCAAUCGGACCACCGCCAACAAUCUUGAUUCGUGCGACCGAAAAUUCGUUUCUGGAAUCACAACAGAGUCACCUUGGCUGGGAUGAAUACAAGCAGGACUUUUUCAAGAGAAUAAUCCGCGUCCCAGGCAAUCAUUUUACUAUGUUUACAGACGAUCAUGUUGCAUAUGUAGCGGAUGCAUUACACGAAGCAUGCCAGCUCUUAGAAAGGCUGACUGCCGUAGUUCCAUCAAAUGCCUCGUAAUGCACGUGUAUGGCUUACAAGCGAAUCGUUAUGAAGAAACUUGGAUUCGCUUGUUUUUAUAACGUACUCGGGCCCAACGGCUGCUUUAGCAGAAUUUCAAUGAAAUUGCCCGCUCAAGAGCGAAAUCUUGAGACUCGUUAAGCCGGUAUGAAGUAGGUGGCUUGGCGCAACUACAACGAUUCAAGGGCCCAACAUAGGCGCGUCGCAUGCAUUGAUAUGGCAGGUUAUAGGUAGUUGCAUAGCUUUUGAUGUUAGCUUAAUGGAGUAAGGUCCGUC